GAAAAGCUCUACCGAAGAGCUUGCCGGGCCUACGGUCUCCCACAAAAAGUUUUACGUUACCGGUGCCGGCAGCCCAACGUGUCUUAACCCAACACCAAAGCUGUCAAAGCUCGACUCGAAGCAUGAUGACUAGGACUCAAUGCCCGAGUUGGGCUUGACAGCAGCGAUGAAGCAAGCGCAGACCAGCACAGACCGCGCUCUUCCCAAACCCGAGCUCGAAGGCAAAUCUACGGGAAAGUUGACGAUGGAACUCCCAUACUGGGAUUCCCAGGAUUCGGGACCAACCACAAUUGUCAACUCGGACGGCAACAGCAUUUUCCCAACACCGCUUACCUCUCCGAUGUGGCCCUACUUGGCUGACUCGGCAGACGCCGGGCACUUUAGGCCCGAUAUCAAGUACAUAGACUCGGCCUUUCACAAAGAAUACCGGCCCCUAUUCUACAAGUACGGGAUCGAGUACGACUUUGGCCAGCCACCGUAUCCUAGUUACGGUAGCCGGACGGUCGUCAUUACCGGUCUGCCGCCCGACACUGCCGUGAGCGCCAUCAUGGCCGGAAUCCGAGGUGGCCCGGUCCUCAAGGUCACCACGGCCACGAGCCCUGCCGGGUUCACAGCCCGUGUGCAGUUCGUCGACUCGUAUGACGCGUGCGCAUACGACGCCUACACGAAGCGGCGAUCCACGCCUUCCCCGUUCGGAGGCAACGCCCGCAUCGAGCUCACGGACACCGUGAGCUUCCCCAUCGCCGACGAGACGGCCCACGAUAUCAUGGCCGGCAUGACGCGUCUGGUCGUGGUGCGCGAGUUCUCGCGGUACUCGGCGCGCCAGUUCCUUGACUCGUUCCAGUUCAUGUUCCUGCACCACGAGGAGCUCUUCGAGGACGUGUGGAUGGACGGCAAGGGCGUCCUGCACCUGCUCUUCCGGGACCUCGCCAGCUCCGCCUCGUACUUCAAGACGGUCCUGCACGGCCUGCGCCACGUCACCUUCCGCGACCGCGUCUUCUUCGCCGCCGACCCCUGCGACGCCCCGCUGGGCGACCUGCAGUACCCCCCGCGCCUGGCCCGCGGCCUGUAUCCCAGUCUGCUCGACGACUGGGCCGACCGCCGGAAGGUGGUCAGGAAGGUCGGCUUUGCCCGCAGAGACGCCGGCGACCCGGCCGGGUCUGCCGCCGGCCGCCCGGCCCCCGUCGGCGUCCACCAGCCUAUCGCCCCGUGCGGAUCGCCCCGACCGCUCGCCAAGGUGGCGCAGGAACUCGAGAGCCAGCUGGGCGGCGAUCCGUUUAUCGGCUCCGACACCUGUCCGCACAACCACUUCUACAACGCCUGCCUGCUCGCGUCCGGCCAGGUGGGGCGGGAGCUCAGCCCUCUCGCCACCGAGCGGUCGAGCUCCGAGGAUGCGUGGGCGUUCCCCAGUGCGUCCGCCACGGCCGCCGUCGGCUCGGCUCGGUCUGGAGCCUUCAAAUCCCAAGGGCAUUCAGACCAAGAGUACGAACUGGUCGACCGUCCUACCCCGUCUCCCAGCGGGAGCGACCCACCCUACCACCAUCCACGCACACAGCUCGCAGUCCAGCGCAAGGACGAGCAGGCGACGCGGGCUCCGGUUCCGCAGAGGGCCCCGGAGCGGGAGCCGCGCGGCGGCGUAUCCCAAGGCUUCCGGACCGUGGUAAAAGACGCCCAGGGCCGCCAGUGCGGCAUCCUGACGGUCAACUACGUCGAUACGGCGCUCGAGAGCGCGACGGGCGCCUGGGAGAAGGUGGAGGGGCCCUUUCAUUAGCGGCCGAGUGGAGGAGCACUUGGUAUUUCCCCCUUAUUAAGCGCCCCUCGUUUCCGUCGCGGCGACCGCGCCGGCUAACGCAGCUAGAAUACACACAUCUAGAUGUCUUUCUUGGGCUGGCCGUCCACGCACGCCGGGAGCCGCAGCAGACCUCCCGCGGCCGUCCACGCACAUCGCACCACAACCCCGUUAAUAUCCCCCGUAUCCACGAGGACCCCGCAGGCAGCGCCUAAUAUCAUCUGCCCACUAGCCACCGCCAGACGGCCACCGCCGCACGCAUUCACUUCAUACCCGGGGCCCUCUCGCC
This is a messenger RNA of Durotheca rogersii, 2078 nucleotides long. RefSeq lists its product as uncharacterized. The record is from RefSeq and is a predicted model, not a curated record. The coding region runs from base 140 to 1771 and encodes 543 amino acids. Lineage: Eukaryota; Fungi; Ascomycota; Sordariomycetes; Xylariales; Xylariaceae. The transcript has a single exon.